AUGGCUUUCUACAAAGUGAUCUGUGUGGCGACUAUGCUGACUCUCCUGAUACAAGAGUCUCAGUCACAACUAGAUGUUUGUGGCACUGCGCCGCUAAACACCAGGAUUGUAGGAGGUACGAAUGCUCCUGCAGGGUCGUGGCCCUGGCAGGCCAGUCUGCACAGAUGGGGAUUUCAUUUCUGUGGAGGCUCCCUGAUCAAUAACCAGUGGGUCCUGACUGCUGCUCACUGUUUCCCCAGGACCAGCACAUCCGAUCUCAUCGUUUACCUCGGACGUGACUCCCAGGAGCUCUCGAACCCUAACGAGGUGUCGCGGACUGUUUCCAAGAUCAUCAUAAAUCCCGACUAUGACGCCUACUCGUACAACAACGACAUAGCCUUGUUGCAGCUGUCCUCACCUGUUACCUUCACCGACUACAUCAGCCCAGUGUGUUUGGCAGCAGACGGCAGCGUCUUUAAUUCAGGAACGACCUGCUGGGUCACCGGAUGGGGAAACAUCCAAGAUAACGACUAUCUGCAGGAGGUUAGUGUUCCCAUCGUGUCCAACAGUGAUUGUAAUGCUAUAUACGGUUUAAUCACAAACAACAUGAUGUGUGCCGGUUUCCCCCAGGGAGGAAUGGACGCCUGCUACGGGGAUUCAGGCGGCCCGUUGGUAAGUAAAACUGGCUCUGUCUGGGUCCAGGGAGGAGUGGUGAGUUUUGGAGUACCCUGUGCUCUGGCCAACUUCCCCACAGUCUACACCCGAGUGUCCCAGUUUCAGUCCUGGAUCAACAGCCAGAUUACCACCAACCUGCCGGGCUUUGUUGUCUUCACGGGGAACACUUCAAACUCUGACAGCGCUACAACCCCUGACAGCGCUACAACCUCUGAGAGCAGUUUUACCUCUGGCAGCAGUACAACCUCUGGCAGCGCUACAACCUCAGGCAGCAGUACAACCUCUGGCAGCGCUACAACCUCAGGCGGCACUACAACCUCUGGCAGCGCUACAACCUCUGGCGGCACUUCAACCUCUGGCAGCGCUACAACCUCUGGCGGCACUACAACCUCUGGCAGCGCUACAACCUCUGGCAGCAGUACAACCUCUGGCAGCGCUACAACCUCUGGCGGCACUACAACCUCUGGCAGCACUACAACCUCUGGCGGCACUACAACCUCUGGCAGCAUUUCACUUCCUUUCUCACAGUAUCUGCAGCAGGUGAGUGUUCCCAUCGUGUCCAACAGUGAUUGUUGCGCUGAAUACGGUUUCAUCACAAGCAACAUGAUGUGUGCCGGUCUGACCCAGGGAGGAAAGUACUCCUGCUAUGGGGAUUCAGGCGGCCCAUUGGUAAGUAAAACUGGCUCUAUCUGGGUCCAAGGUGGAGUGGUGAAUUUUGGAGAACCCUGUGCUCUGCCUAACUUCCCCACAGUCUACACCCGAGUGUCCCAGUUUCAGUCCUGGAUCAACAGCCAGAUUGCCACCAACCUGCCGGGCUUUGUCGUCUUCACGGGGAACACUUCAACCUCUGGGAACUGUUCAGCCUCGAUGAACGGUACAUCUGGGAACGGUACAACAUCUGGCAGCACUACAACCUCUGACAGCGCUACAACCUCUGGCAGCGCUACAACCUCUGGCAGCAGUAUAACCUCUGGCAGCGCUACAACCUCUGACAGCGCUACAACCUCUGGCAGCACUACAACCUCUGGCAGCAGUAUAACCUCUGGCAGCGCUACAACCUCUGACAGCGCUACAACCUCUGACAGCGCUACAACCUCUGGCAGCAUUCCUCUGCUGCUCUCCAUCAUACCUCUUCCCUUCUACCUCUUUAUCUUUUCAUAG
Messenger RNA from Micropterus dolomieu (smallmouth bass), 1815 nucleotides. Its product is annotated as transmembrane protease serine 9-like. Bases 1 to 1815 code for a protein of 604 amino acids. The record is from RefSeq and is a predicted model, not a curated record. The transcript is spliced from 9 exons. NCBI's taxonomy places the organism in Eukaryota, Metazoa, Chordata, Actinopteri, Centrarchiformes, Centrarchidae. Gene Ontology annotation, molecular function: serine-type endopeptidase activity. Gene Ontology annotation, biological process: proteolysis.